AUGGUUUGGGGUUAUCAUGUCGCAGAGCCGAAUUCCUACCUCGUCAUCACCGGCGCAGGGGUCAAAGGACUGAAGCUCACCAAGAAAGCCAUGGUCUUUCCCUUCCAAAAGGUGACCAAGAUGUCAGUCACACCCUUCCACUUCACGACCGACCUACAGGCCAUGACAUCCGAAAAGCUACAAGUCUGUCUACCAGCCGUCUUCACCAUCGGUCCCAAGGACGAACAAGAAUCUCUCGUCAAGUAUGCUGGCUUGAUGACGGACAGCGCCUCGCAUGCUGGCGUUGCCAACCGUGAGCACAUUCAAGCAAUCAUCAUGGGCAUUGUCGAAGGCGAGACCAGAUCCGUUGUCUCCAACAUCACCAUGAAGGAGCUCUUCGAGAAGCGCGCUCUGUACCGCACAAAGGUUGUUGAGCACGUUCAGACAGAACUCACCCAGUUCGGUCUCCACAUCUACAAUGCCUCUAUCAAGGAACUCCGCGACAUGCCUGGGUCUCAAUACUUUGAGUUCCAGUCGCAGAAGGCUCACACGGGAGCUAUGAACCAAGCUAAGGUCGAUGUAGCACAUGCGCGCAUGCAGGGUGAGAUCGGAGAAGCCGAAAACCUAGGCCGAACCAAGCAAGAGAUCGCAAAGAUCAAUGCCAAUACUGCUGUGCAGGAGACAGAGCGCAAGAUCGAAAAGGCAAUGGCCGACUCACGCUUCAAAUCCCAAGAAAUCGACAUUGAGCGAAAACUAAACAUCGAGCGCAUUCAAGCCGAACGUGCCGCCGAACUCAAAGACGCCGAUCUCCAAAAGGGCGUGCAGGAAAGCAAAGCUCUGAUGGAGCUGGAGAGAAUGAGAGCAACCACCGUCACAAAAGCAAAAGUCGCAAAGGAAUCCGCUGCUCAAGAGGCAGAUGCUCAACUCUACAAGGCCAGACAAAACGCAGAAGCCAUCGCCUUCCAACAAUCCAAAACCGCAGAUUUGGAACUCUACACCACCGAAAAACAAGCAGAGGGCCACUACCAAAGAAAACAGCGCGAGACGGAAGCCAAAUUCCUUCAAGACAGCAAAGCCGCGGAUGCAUCGCUGUACCGCAAACAACAGGAUGCCCUCGGUGACUUUGAGCUCAAAAAGGCAGAAGCCGAAGCCCUCUACGUCCGUCACGAGCGCGAAGCAGCAGGUAUCAAACAACUCGCCUCUGCCUACGAAGUCCUCAGCAAGGUUCUCGGCGGGCCACAAGGCGUACGCGAUUGGAUGAUGCUGCAAAACAACAUUCCCGUCCAACUCGCAAAGGCAAAUGCAGAAGCCAUCAGAGGAUUGCAGCCAAAGAUCAACGUCUGGACUACGGGUGCUCAAGAUGCUGCUACUGGAGUGGACUCAUUCGCCCCUAUCAAGAACAUCAUGCAGAGCUUGCCUCCGCUGUUUUCGACCAUUCAGGAUCAGACGGGUAUGAUGCCUCCUACUUGGUUGGCGCAGAUGCCGGGUAAUGGACACGGAAGGACUGAUUCUGCUACUGAGCUUCCACCUGCUCUGGAGAAGUACAAGGGUAUCAAUGGCUCUUAG
Aureobasidium namibiae CBS 147.97 is the source of this 1545-nucleotide messenger RNA. RefSeq lists its product as uncharacterized. The record is from RefSeq and is a predicted model, not a curated record. The coding region runs from base 1 to 1545 and encodes 514 amino acids. The transcript has 2 exons. Gene Ontology annotation, biological process: protein localization to plasma membrane. Gene Ontology annotation, cellular component: plasma membrane. Lineage: Eukaryota; Fungi; Ascomycota; Dothideomycetes; Dothideales; Saccotheciaceae.